CACAUCUAUUUAAUCGUGUUUAAAUAUUAAGGUCACUGUCAUUUAAAACUCCUAGGGUUUCUUCCUCUGUAUCUCUGUUUCACAAAAUUCGCCAUCACCAUGGGAAGGAGACCUGCUAGAUGUUACCGCCAGAUCAAGAAUAAGCCAUACCCAAAAUCACGCUAUUGUCGUGGUGUUCCCGACCCCAAAAUCAGAAUUUACGAUGUUGGGAUGAAGAAGAAAGGAGUUGAUGAGUUCCCCUUCUGUGUGCAUUUGGUGUCGUGGGAGAAGGAGAAUGUCUCCAGUGAAGCGCUUGAAGCUGCACGUAUUGCAUGCAACAAGUAUAUGACCAAGUUUGCCGGAAAAGAUGCUUUCCAUUUGAGGGUUAGGGUGCAUCCUUUCCAUGUCUUGCGUAUCAAUAAGAUGCUUUCAUGUGCCGGAGCGGAUAGGCUGCAAACUGGCAUGAGGGGUGCUUUUGGAAAACCUCAGGGUGUUUGUGCUAGAGUGGCCAUCGGUCAGGUACUUCUGUCUGUUCGUUGCAAGGAUGGCAACAGUCAUCAUGCUCAAGAGGCCCUUCGUCGUGCUAAGUUUAAGUUCCCUGGUCGCCAAAAGAUCAUUGUCAGCAGGAAGUGGGGGUUCACCAAGUUUAACCGAACUGACUACGUGAGGUUGAAGGCAGAGAAUCGCAUCAUGUUCGACGGUGUCAACGGGAAGCUUCUUGGAUGUCAUGGACCGUUGGCCAACCGGCAGCCUGGAAGAGCAUUUUUGACGGCAGCGGUUUGAGGGCAUUGAUGGUAUUGUCUGGCAAGUUUUGUUUGACUUUGCAGUUUAGGGAUAGGAUAUUUUUUGACGGCAUACAUUGUUUCUAAUUUUAAGCAACCUGUGAGAGGCUCUACAUUAUAAUCAAAAGGUAAUAGUUUAAAAAGAAAUUGUGGUUCA
This is a messenger RNA of Mercurialis annua (annual mercury), 918 nucleotides long. RefSeq names its product 60S ribosomal protein L10-like. Gene Ontology annotation, cellular component: ribosome; cytosolic large ribosomal subunit. The record is from RefSeq and is a predicted model, not a curated record. Gene Ontology annotation, biological process: translation; ribosomal large subunit assembly. NCBI's taxonomy places the organism in Eukaryota, Viridiplantae, Streptophyta, Magnoliopsida, Malpighiales, Euphorbiaceae. The transcript has 4 exons. Gene Ontology annotation, molecular function: structural constituent of ribosome. Bases 100 to 762 code for a protein of 220 amino acids.